AUGAGGAAACUUGUUCCUGAUAAUGCAACAUCCAAGAGUGAAAAGUUUACAAUGUGGAAUUACUUUGACAUGGGAUAUGGAAGUCUAGCAUGCAGUGUGAAAGAAAAGAAACAUGCUGAAAAAGAAGGCACAAAGAUAGCGAAGUUGGCUUCACAGAAGGCUCAGUGCGUGAUAGGUCCCAUGAUAUCUGUUGGAUGGGACUUCUAUAAGGCAGUGUACUAUGGUGGGAAUGAUACAGAGGGUGCAAUUAGGGAAGGUGGCUCUUUUUUUGGUUCAUUUGUUGGUGGCUUCUUUGGGGAACAAAGGCUUGGCAGACUUGGUUUUCUAGUGGGAAGUAGGAAGUUGGUUUGGUGGUAG
Molecule: messenger RNA, 357 nt
Organism: Arachis duranensis
Lineage: Eukaryota; Viridiplantae; Streptophyta; Magnoliopsida; Fabales; Fabaceae
Exons: 3
Coding region: 1-357 (118 amino acids)
Source: RefSeq, a predicted model, not a curated record